Solanum verrucosum is the source of this 2142-nucleotide messenger RNA. Its product is annotated as probable polyamine transporter At1g31830. Gene Ontology annotation, molecular function: transmembrane transporter activity. Gene Ontology annotation, biological process: transmembrane transport. The coding region runs from base 161 to 1705 and encodes 514 amino acids. Gene Ontology annotation, cellular component: membrane. NCBI's taxonomy places the organism in Eukaryota, Viridiplantae, Streptophyta, Magnoliopsida, Solanales, Solanaceae. The transcript is spliced from 2 exons. The record is from RefSeq and is a predicted model, not a curated record.
GUACACUUGGUUUCUUGCUUAUCUCUCUCACUCCAUUCAUAUAUACUUAGCCACAAACUAAACUUCCCCUCUAAACUCUAUUCAUCAAUCUUUUCUUGAUGAAGUAAUCACAAAAUCAAUUUUGUUGAUUAAUUAAAUCUCUGUUUAAUCUAUAAAUUAAAUGGUUCAAACAACAACAACAUCUUCAGAAACUCUUCAAAAUUCUUCAACUUCAGUAGCAGACAAGAAAACUUCUCAACAAAAUGGUGAUAACAACAAUCAGAAAUUGAGGGUUUCAGCUCAAAGAGAAGCUGCGAUUCCAAUGGGGGAUUACAAUGGUGCUGAGUACAUAGGGAUUAACGAGGUUCCAUCUCCUAGAACAAAUAAUUCUAAUAAAGUUUCACUUUUGCCAUUAAUUUUCCUUAUUUUCUAUGAGGUUUCUGGUGGUCCUUUUGGUGUUGAGGACACUGUGCAAGCAGCUGGUCCUCUUUUUGCUCUUCUUGGAUUCUUGAUUUUCCCAUUAAUAUGGAGUGUCCCUGAGGCACUUAUUACUGCUGAAAUGGGCACUAUGUUCCCUGAGAAUGGUGGUUAUGUUGUGUGGGUUUCAUCUGCUUUAGGUCCAUAUUGGGGGUUUCAACAAGGUUGGAUGAAAUGGCUGAGUGGAGUCAUUGACAAUGCACUUUACCCUGUUAUGUUCUUAGAUUACCUUAAAUCAGCUAUUCCUGCAUUAGGUGGUGGGCUUCCUAGAAUUAUAGCUGUUUUAGCACUUACUAUGGUUCUCACUUAUAUGAACUAUAGAGGUUUAACGAUUGUCGGAUGGGUAGCUGUAUCGCUUGGUAUAUUGUCGAUGCUACCUUUUGUUGUUAUGGGGCUCAUUUCGAUUCCCAAAAUUAGGCCUGAGAGAUGGUUGGUGGCAGAUGUACAUAGUAUUGAUUGGAACUUGUAUCUGAAUACUCUUUUCUGGAAUUUGAACUAUUGGGAUUCGAUUAGUACUCUUGCUGGAGAAGUACGUAACCCGAAAAAGACUCUGCCUAAGGCUUUGUUUUAUGCUGUGCUUUUAGUUGUGCUGUCUUAUCUUUUCCCUUUACUGAUUGGUACUGGAGCUGUUCCACUCGAACGUGAAUUGUGGACUGAUGGAUAUUUCUCAGAUGUUGCGAAGAUACUUGGUGGAGUUUGGCUUAGAUGUUGGGUUCAAGGGGCUGCUGCAGUAUCAAACAUGGGGAUGUUUGUAGCUGAAAUGAGCAGUGACUCUUUUCAGUUACUUGGUAUGGCUGAGAGGGGAAUGCUCCCUGAGUUCUUCGCAAAGAGAUCUCGCCAUGGAACUCCAGUAUUUGGGAUUCUCUUCUCGGCUUCUGGUGUGGUUUUACUUUCAUGGUUGAGCUUUCAGGAGAUAGUAGCAGCAGAAAAUUUCUUGUAUUGCUUCGGAAUGAUCUUGGAAUUUAUAGCAUUUGUAUGGUUAAGGAUUAAGUAUCCGAAUGCACCACGCCCGUUUAAGAUACCGGGUGGAAUAAUUGGUGCUGUGUUGUUGUGUAUACCUCCAGCCAUUCUCAUCGGUGUUGUAUUGGCCUUCUCUACAAUCAAAAUUAUGAUUGUAAGCCUCGCUGCUGUUGCAAUCGGGUUGGUGUUGCAGCCAUGCAUUAAGCUUAUCGAGAGGAAGAGAUGGUUGAAGUUCUCAACUAGUUCAGAUCUUCCUGAUAUCACAGCACAUGGUCCAUUAAUUCAAUGAUUCUCUAAUGAGCUAUGGCGUUAUAAGGUUUCACUUACAUAACAUCAAUGACAACUGUGUUCAGUGCAGAGUUAUCGUGGGAGUCUAUGGAAAACAGGCAACGCGAACAGAAUUGGUUGUCGAGGUUUUGUACUGUCCCUUUUCUCUUUAAGGAUCUUAUGGUAGCUUCUAAUCUCGUUAGCUGUAUUUGCCAUGGUUUUCUGCCUGUGUGCCUUAGCUACGGUUUCCAGAGCAACUCCAGCAGAAGUGGUUCGUCAAAGGUUGUUUGAUCUGUUUCUCUUAAAGGACGUUAUGGUAGUUUCUAAUUGUCAUUGUAUUUGCUCUGCUCUUGAGAUUAUUAAAGUAAAGUAGCUACCAAUGAUAGUUCAGGGAACUGUGUUAGAAACAGAUGACAAUUGUUUUUUCCUGGAUUUAUCAUGUUACUUGUUUGUAAUGAA